CUGUUACAUCCGGAAGGUGGGGCUUUUGUUGCAGGAGCGGUUUGCGUUUGGAGAACCAAUGCCUAGAAAUGCUCCAUUAAUGCGGUCGUCCAGAUAACAUCGACCGAGGGCAGAAAUACAAGUCCUGCUUUGGUUGUGUCAGAGUGUGCCAGGGUGCAGAGAAGUGUGUGUGUGCGUGUGUGUGUGUGUGUGUGCGCGCGCAUGUGUGUGAGUGUGUGAAAGAGACGCAAAGAAGAAUCCAGUUAUGGCUACCAGUAAAAGUAAAAACCAGAGCUCUCUGGCACUGCACAAGGUGAUAAUGGUGGGCAGUGGAGGUGUCGGGAAGUCAGCCCUCACCCUGCAGUUCAUGUACGAUGAGUUUGUGGAGGACUACGAGCCCACCAAGGCAGACAGCUACAGGAAGAAGGUGGUUCUGGAUGGGGAGGAGGUCCAGAUCGACAUUCUGGACACAGCCGGCCAGGAGGACUACGCUGCCAUCAGGGACAACUACUUUCGCAGUGGGGAGGGCUUCCUGCUGGUCUUCUCCAUCACAGAGCAUGAGUCCUUCACUGCCACUGUGGAGUUCAGGGAACAGAUCUUGCGGGUGAAGGCGGAAGAGGACAAGAUCCCUCUCCUGCUUGUAGGGAACAAGUCGGACCUGGAGGAGCGAAGGCAGGUUUCUGUGGACGAGGCCCGAGGGAAGGCCGAGGAGUGGGGUGUCCAGUAUGUAGAGACAUCAGCCAAAACCAGAGCCAACGUCGACAAGGUUUUCUUUGACCUGAUGCGUGAAGUACGAGGCAAGAAAAUGUCAGAAAACAAAGACAAAAACGGAAAAGGAAAGAACAAGAAGAACAAGAAGAGCUUCAAAGAAAGAUGCUGUUUACUUUGAACUCUUCAUGGACCUUAACAACACAAUAUAACUGUUGAGUUGGGGAUCAAAGCAGAGCAUCCUUACCAUUGUCAUUCAAAUGAAAUUUGAUCUUUUUAAUAGCUGGUUAUAUAGUAUAGUGUUUAGAACAAUCUCAACCACUUUUUUUGUUGCCAUUUUUAAUGAAUGAAAUCUGAGUUGCUAUUUCAUUGGAAGAUAACCACUCUUGUGACUGUGACUCGGACUGCAGUGCUUGAUGGCUCAUAGUAAGCCAAUGACCAAACUGCCAUUGACACUAACUCUGCUGCUCAAGACAUUCUCUACUGUUUAACUCAGCGAUUAUACUGCCAUUGAUGUUGGUUCAGUGUGUUUUACACAAUUGUUGAGUCUUUGUCAAGUAAACAGUGCUCUUCAUUUCUUUACCUGCUCUCAAUCCUAACCGCCAUAAUCCUUAGGCUCUUAAUAUUAGACCCCUUGAAUUUGUGUUCAUCAAUUUACCAAGAACUCUUAAUGCUGCUGUCUUUCAUAUUUAUAAUCAUCUGUCUGUUGAAGAUGUUUGCCUCACUCAUUCAUCUGUCCAGAUUCUGAUCUUCACAACUUCAAAUGUUUUCAUUUUUAAAUCCUUGAGGCAUUUUUGUUUUUUUUGUUUUUUUAAAGUUCAUUCAAGGAUUUGUGAUUUUCUGACCACAGAGAAAUCAGUCGGUGCAAUCAGAGAAAACAGGGAUAUUUUGUUGUCGGGCCUUAGAUAAUUAUCACAAAUCAGUCAUAAGAUGUCAGUUUUUCAGCAGGAUUGCUGCAAAAUAAUAUCUUCUGUCACUGAACAUCACAGAAAAAGCCCAAAUUGAUGGUGAUAUGUAGAUAUUUUAACCCUUUUGUUAGAUAUUUUGAGGCUGUGAAAAUGUAAUGUAAAACUAGUAUUUUGUUCUUGGUAAUGAGCAGUAACUUGGAGGGGAGAGAGUAGACUGAAACCUGGCCCUUUUCACCCUUCUCACAGUGCAGAUUACUUCUUGUUUUUUCACAUGACAGGUGAUGUUUGGAGUCUGUACUGUAAGACAGGUGUUGACAAUCCAUGCUUCUCAUCCAUGAUGGCAUUAUAAUCAAUAACGUCUCAUUAAUCUUAAAAAUACUAAUGUUCUUUUAUUUCCUUGUACUUUUGAAUAUCAUGCACUACAUUGCCGAUACCUAAGAAGCGGACUUCAUGCUGAAGGGGUUAAAGCUGAAGGGUUUUUUAAACUGCCAACAAAAUUACAAAAAAAUCAAACUGUUUGUGGAUGUACAGUAUGUAUGUUAAUUAACUGGGCGUAUGUGCAUUUACCAGAAAUCCUAAUACCUUUCUGCGUCUGUGUGCGUGAAGCUUUGACGAGGGUGCCAACUUCCUAACUGUUGUUAAAUCAAGUGCUACAGUGAACACAAUGUUUCUACAACUGCCUAAACAAUUCUUUGUAACAUGUCCUCCUUUUCUUUUACUUCCUACUGCUGAGAGUAUGCUUUUAUCUCUGCAGCGAGUGUUGCCGAAUAAAUGCUUUUUUUUUUCUUUGUAAA
Micropterus salmoides (largemouth bass) is the source of this 2389-nucleotide messenger RNA. It is a transcript of the gene ralba, whose product is annotated as v-ral simian leukemia viral oncogene homolog Ba (ras related). Gene Ontology annotation, molecular function: GDP binding; GTP binding; GTPase activity. Gene Ontology annotation, cellular component: plasma membrane. Bases 245 to 868 code for a protein of 207 amino acids. Gene Ontology annotation, biological process: Ras protein signal transduction. NCBI's taxonomy places the organism in Eukaryota, Metazoa, Chordata, Actinopteri, Centrarchiformes, Centrarchidae. The transcript is spliced from 5 exons. The record is from RefSeq and is a predicted model, not a curated record.